Messenger RNA from Condylostylus longicornis, 954 nucleotides. RefSeq names its product callisulfakinin (gene Dsk). The coding region runs from base 300 to 686 and encodes 128 amino acids. The record is from RefSeq and is a predicted model, not a curated record. NCBI's taxonomy places the organism in Eukaryota, Metazoa, Arthropoda, Insecta, Diptera, Dolichopodidae. The transcript is spliced from 2 exons.
UUUAUUAAAUUAAAUAAUAUUAUAUAAGUUUCGAUUGAUAAUUUUAUUAAUAGCAAAAUUUAAAUUUUUUUUUUUGACGUAGAAAAUUAGGUUUAGACGUAGGGAUUCUCAAAAAUUAUGUGUAUACGACUGUUUAUGAGCUGUUCAAAAUCGAGCAUAUAAAAGGAUUUCCAUCAACAGUUAAAAAAUCAUUCUGUUACCAACUUCAGAAGGUUUCUGAAUUAAAAAAAGAAUAAAAAAUAAUAUUAUUUAUUCUAUAAAAUAAACAUUAAAAAAAAAAAAUAAAGUAAAAAUAUAAAAUGAGUCGAUUUUCUAUCUGUUCAGGAUUCUUAUUUUGCUGCAGUAUUAGUGCAUUAUUUUUAUUAAUAUGUCAAAAUCAAAUAAUGACAGCACAUGGAUUUUCACCAUUAGAUAAUCAAAAAGAUGAUACAACAAAUCAUGAUUCAAAUACAAUACGUUUGAAAUCAAAUACAAGAUCUGGAUUUGGAUAUUUACCACGUGUUCUACAAAUACCAUCAAGAUCAAAAUUACCAGUAGAAUUAGAUUUGUUAUUGGAUGGUGAUAAUGAAUUAAUGGAAAAAGCAAAACGAUAUGAUGAUUAUGGUCAUUUAAGAUUUGGUAAACGUGGUGGUAAUGGUGAUCAAUUUGAUGAUUAUGGACACAUGAGAUUUGGUAGAAGUGUUUAAGAAUAAAAUAGAAAUGAUGUUUUUCAUCAAUAUCUUUUUAAAAACAAAAUGGGUAAUAAAUAUAAUAUUUUAAUUAAGUAUUUAUUAUAUUUAUAAAUUUAUGUAUGCAAUAACGCAAGAAAAAAAUUUAAAAAAAAAUUAAGAAGGAAAAAAUUAUAUACGCAAAACUUUAUUUCAAAUUGAAUUAAAAAAACUACUGUAUACUAAUUAAUAAUAAUUAAAAAAUUUUUAAAUAAAAUGCAAUUAUUAUUAAAACAAAAAUAAUUAA